AUGGCUGCACCCAUUCAGAAGGAUUUCGAGAAUUUCGCAUAUGAAUUCGGCGAGCACUGUUUUAAAUUCAAUACCCACGAAUAUUACAAGAAGUUUGUUGACGAAUUAAUCCACGAUAUCGCUCAAGAUUUAACUGCACCACAGCUCCAUGAAAUCCAGCAGAUUAUUGACAAGGCUACUGCUACUCGUAUCAAAGAAGAAAAGGCUGGCGAUGUAGAAUUCUUGAUCCACCGCAAAGCCAAGAAACUCGGAUCAUCCGACGACGAUGAUUCUUCCGAUGAUAACCAGGCUGACCUCUACGUAGAUUUCAUGUAA
Messenger RNA from Trichomonas vaginalis G3, 315 nucleotides. RefSeq names its product translation initiation factor eIF3 subunit family. Bases 1 to 315 code for a protein of 104 amino acids. The transcript has a single exon. Gene Ontology annotation, molecular function: translation initiation factor activity. Gene Ontology annotation, cellular component: eukaryotic translation initiation factor 3 complex; cytoplasm. The record is from RefSeq and is a predicted model, not a curated record. NCBI's taxonomy places the organism in Eukaryota, Parabasalia, Trichomonadida, Trichomonadidae.